CGUCAUGACGCUAUCCGGAGUCGGAGCCGCGCUGCUGCUGCUGGCGGGAAUAUACCUGGCGCAGGCCAGCCCGCUUGGCGCUCACCUUCAACCCGGCCUGCGCAUGCGCCGGCUGCAGGGCGGAGAAGUGAAGCGGCAGUUUCAAGAUCCCCAAGAGGAACUCGGCAACGGUUUUCCCAGAAAGCCACCGUUUCAAGAUCCCCCGGAACCUGGCCUUGGCAACGGCUUUCCGGGAAAACGGCAGUUUCAAGAUCCCCAGGAGAACCUCGGCAACGGCUUUCCCGGCAAGCGGCAGUUUCAAGACCCCCAGGAGAACCUCGGCAACGGCGUUCCCGGAAAACGGCAGUUUCAGGAUCCCCAUGAGAACCUCGGCAACGGCUUUCCUGGCAAACGGCAGUUUCAAGAUCCCCACGAGAACCUCGGCAACGGCUUUCCCGGCAAGAGGCAGUUUCAAGAUCCCCAGGAGAACCUCGGUAACGGCUUUCCUGGAAAACGGCAGUUUCAAGAUCCUCCCAAGGAGGAACUCGGAAACGGCUUUCCCGGCAAGCGGCAGUUUUAG
This is a messenger RNA of Branchiostoma belcheri (Belcher's lancelet), 559 nucleotides long. Its product is annotated as enterin neuropeptides-like. The record is from RefSeq and is a predicted model, not a curated record. The coding region runs from base 5 to 559 and encodes 184 amino acids. The transcript is spliced from 3 exons. NCBI's taxonomy places the organism in Eukaryota, Metazoa, Chordata, Leptocardii, Amphioxiformes, Branchiostomatidae.